Drepanopeziza brunnea f. sp. 'multigermtubi' MB_m1 is the source of this 1932-nucleotide messenger RNA. The record is from RefSeq and is a predicted model, not a curated record. Lineage: Eukaryota; Fungi; Ascomycota; Leotiomycetes; Helotiales; Drepanopezizaceae.
AUGGUGUACGACUGGGAGAAUAAAGAGGCAAUGUGCUAUCGCAUGUACAUCGAGGAGAAGAAGUCGCUGGAAGACAUAAUGGAGUAUAUGAAGGAAGAACACCAGUUCGCGCCGAGCAAGCGUGCCUUCCAGACCCAAUUCAAGCGCUGGGACUUCCCCUCCAAGCAGAAUCCCGCCCACAAGAAUGAAGCCCUCGUGCAGCGCGUCAAGGAGCUGUGGGAUGUCAAUACCUCGCAGCGCGACAUGCUCAAGACCCUCAACGACGAGGGCUUCGACAUCAAGGAGCGCGAGCUGAUGCGGGUGCGGGCGAAGAACCGCUGGCUGCUGCGCGUUCCCAAUGGCAUGAAGAGCAAGAAGAACUCGGAUCAGGAUGUGCUGAAUCAACUCCAGGCCGCCCUCUACCCAGGCGAGCAGAUGGGCGAGGUGGAUGCGGACGACGAGCAGUUGGGCGACAUGUCCAUGCCGCAGGAACGUGAACCGCGGCCUGAUUCGCCCCCCUUGAGUCCCGAGGUGAUGCGCAAGAGACAGGAACGCAUGGCGAAACUGCAAGCCGAGUCGGCCGAACGAUGGGCCUCGAGGAGGAGACGUCGUCGCACUCGGAGCUGGGCAGGCUUGCCGGCAGACCCUCCCGGACCUCCACGAUUCCCUUCCGAGACGACCAUCGACGAGAGUAAAGCCUUCCUCAGCUUGGAUAACCGCCUCUACCGCGACAUUCGGGCUCGAUUUCAGCGGAUCUGCGAAGAGGCCGAUAUUAUCAAGAAGACCCUCGCAGGUCCAGAACGCUGGGAGGCCGCGAAGGACAGACUGGUGCAGGAGAGCCCGCAUCUCCAAGGCGUGCUCUGGGUCAGCGAGGAGAACCAGGAGGCAAAGAAGCUGGCCUUGGAUGUUGUGUGCAGCGAUGUCACCAAGCGAAUGCGGACACUGGAGCGGCGGAUGACCAUUGCAGAAGCCAAGAACUAUCUGGGAGUCAACCCGGAGGAGUCCCGCCAGCUGCGGAAUGCAUUCUACCAAACUCUCAAGGCGGACCACUUCACCAGCAAGCUCGAGGCGGGCGAGGAGCAUUGGAAGGAAUUGAAGGCGUCCUGGAUCAACGGCUCUCCACUGCUACAGAAUAUCCUCGCCCCCGGAGAUGCGGAUCCUCAGCACGCACAGAAAGUCAAGGCUAUGGAGGUGCUCUGCCGGGAUGUCAUGAAGCGUCUGCGAGAUGAUCAGACGAAGCGUGAUCCUACGAGGAAGAAGAAGUUCGACUCGAACUUCGUUACUGCGGACCACGGCCGAGACCCAGGGAUGGACGACUUUCCUCCGGAAUUUCAAAGCGGACCAGACGAGAAUCUCAUGCGGGCAGCAGCUCUUGCCCAGGCGCAAAACCACAUGCAGAACGCCUCGCAGCCGCAAUCUCAUUCCGGAGGCCCGAUGGACCAUCAAUCUCAAGCCCAAGAUCUCCAUGCGCAGCCUCACCCACAGGUCAAAUUCGACCACACCGAUAUGCAGAUUGAUCCCUCGCUCCUCCUCGCUGCCGCCAACGACCCAUCGUUGAUGAACAGCGGCAUGCAGAGCCAGUAUGCCGACCAGCAAUAUCUGGAGCAGCAAUUCGCAGCUCCGGCCUCCUUCCAACCCGCUUCAUCAUCGUGUGCCGUCUACUUCCGCCUCCACCCCAACUCGGACGUCGCUUCCCAGUCUCGCCUCUGGGUCGAUACGUUGACGUCCAAUUCCGUCGAUGAGCUGCGUCAACGGGUUGCUGUCAAGUUCCCCGGCGCGGUGGCUCUCCGCAUUGAAGGGAUCAUCAAGUCACCCAAUGGCAGUGAGAUGGCCCUACCCAUCGAUGCGGACGACGAGCUGGAGGCGUACUUUGCUGCGAUUGCGGGCGUGAAGCCGGUGUUCUCGGUUCUGGUUUCCAUGUGGAAGAACAAUGGACAGCUCAAUGGGUUGUAG